CCUUUCCCUCCCUAUAAAUAACCCAUCAUAUAUCUCAAAUCUCAAUAUCAAUACCUCACUCUAUAGUCACUACACUUAAAAUCUUAUCUAAUUUCAGAUCAACUAAGAUCAAAUCCUAAGUUUAAUUCUCACCAAAUUUUUACAUUUUCUUAAUCAAUCUACCCGAUAUUAAAAAAUAAUAAUGGAGAGAGUAAAUGAGUUGGCUAAGUCUAAGGCAGCAGUAAUAUUUGCUAAGAGUUCAGAUUGUAUGUGUCACAGCAUAAAAACAUUGUUCUAUGAUUUAGGAGCUAGUCCCACAGUGUAUGAAAUUGACUAUGAUCCAAAAGGGAGAGAAAUGGAGAUAGCAUUGCAAAGGCUAGGUUGUAUGCCUAGUGUUCCUGCUAUUUUUAUUGGUGGUAACUUUGUGGGGUCCGCUAAAGAUGUCCUUGCUGCUCACCUUAGUGGGUCCCUCAAAAACAUGCUCAUUGCUGCUAAGGCUAUUUGGUUGUAGCUAUCAAAAAUCCCGUAAACUUAUAGAGUAUAUAAUAUAUUUUAAGAUUGUGAUAAUUAGUACUUUUCAACUUAAGAUAUGAAAGUUAGUAGUUGAAGAAGUAAUUUUAUGCGAAGAGCCUAAAUAUAUUAUAUACUUUAUUAUGAAAAAUAAAAGUGAAUGUUUUUUUUGGGGUUUUUUUGCAUGGGAAUUAUGAAGAGUUUUUGCAUGGGUUUUUUUGGGUUUGGAAGAUAGUGUGGUGUUUUUCAAGGGAUUUCUUUUUUGUAAGCUCUUGAUGAUAGCUUCAUUUUAUGUAAUAAACAAAUGAAAUGUUAAUGACAAUAAAAAGCUUUAUAGCUACAUU
This is a messenger RNA of Amaranthus tricolor (Joseph's coat), 833 nucleotides long. RefSeq names its product glutaredoxin-C11-like. The record is from RefSeq and is a predicted model, not a curated record. The transcript has a single exon. Bases 182 to 490 code for a protein of 102 amino acids. NCBI's taxonomy places the organism in Eukaryota, Viridiplantae, Streptophyta, Magnoliopsida, Caryophyllales, Amaranthaceae.